CUGUCGUUUAGUAUCGUCGUCUUCUGGGGAAAAUAUCUUCUUUUUUUUGACACUUCAUCAAUUCAACUGGAAAAAGGAUAUUUCCAGAUUAGGUAGAGAGAGACCGAAAGUAGCUUCUUCAGGCUUCAACUUUUAGCUAUGGCGACCAAUGAUUCUUCAAAAGCUAUUGACAUCAACGGGAACCUCGAAUCCGAUUCGAACCUUAACACUGACGGUGACGAGGCGACAGAUAAUGAUUCCUCAAAGGCAUUGGCUACUAUCCCUGCUCCAGCCGUUUGUCUUUUCCGGUUUGCCGGAGAUGCUGCUGGUGGCGCCGUCAUGGGCUCUAUCUUCGGAUAUGGUUCAGGAUUGUUCAAGAAGAAAGGGUUUAAAGGUUCAUUUGCAGAUGCAGGGCAGUCUGCUAAGACUUUUGCUGUUUUAUCUGGAGUCCACAGUUUGGUUGUUUGCCUUCUGAAGCAAAUCCGAGGCAAAGAUGACGCCAUUAAUGUUGGAGUUGCUGGGUGCUGCACUGGUCUUGCUCUUAGUUUCCCUGGUGCUCCACAGGCUCUUCUACAGAGCUGUCUUACGUUUGGGGCAUUCUCUUUUAUACUUGAGGGUCUCAACAAAAGACAAACAGCUUUGGCGCACUCGGUCUCGUUGAGACACCAAACCGGACUGUUCCAAGAUCAUCAUCGUCCUUUACCACUCUCUCUUGCUCUCCCGAUCCCUGAAGAGAUCAAAGGAGCCUUCUCUUCUUUCUGCAAGUCCAUAGCUAAACCCAGGAAGUUCUAAUUUCUCCCUUUCUUGUGUCUUAGGUUCUCUCUCUCUAGACUUUUGCUGUACUUUGUGAGGAAUGUUUAUGAAAGGCUUUUUUGCAAGAAGCCAAUUUGGCGACAAAAAGACACGUGUACUACUUUUAAAAAAUCAGUUACAUAUUUUGUACUUGUUCUGUAUGUCACGGUCUUAAUUUCGCUACAAUUUUUAAGAUGUGA
Messenger RNA from Arabidopsis lyrata subsp. lyrata, 971 nucleotides. Its product is annotated as mitochondrial import inner membrane translocase subunit TIM22-2. NCBI's taxonomy places the organism in Eukaryota, Viridiplantae, Streptophyta, Magnoliopsida, Brassicales, Brassicaceae. The transcript has 5 exons. Gene Ontology annotation, molecular function: transmembrane protein transporter activity. The coding region runs from base 139 to 771 and encodes 210 amino acids. The record is from RefSeq and is a predicted model, not a curated record. Gene Ontology annotation, cellular component: TIM22 mitochondrial import inner membrane insertion complex; chloroplast envelope. Gene Ontology annotation, biological process: protein targeting to chloroplast; protein insertion into mitochondrial inner membrane.